This is a messenger RNA of Macrosiphum euphorbiae (potato aphid), 822 nucleotides long. The record is from the annotation of a GenBank genome assembly. NCBI's taxonomy places the organism in Eukaryota, Metazoa, Arthropoda, Insecta, Hemiptera, Aphididae.
AUGGGUAAAGCCACAGGAGUGUUCGUCUUUUGCGUCGCUGCAGUAGCCAUGAUCGUGGUCAGCGAAGUACCAGUUCCCACGGACGCGUUCCUAGAGCCGUUCGCCAGUCACUUGAUUGCGAAAAAAAUGAUGCUCAAACACGGAUUUGCCGCACCUUCAGCACCGACCGGCCAGACGACGCAGUACAUCUAUUACGGCGGGCAAUAUCAACACCAGCCGCGGCCGUCACCGCCCCAGCCACAAGUCAGCUACCCGGCUUACGGUCCGCAAACGUCCAGCUACCCGUCGUACGGUCCACCGGCAGCCAGUUACAGCGGAUACAGCGAACAGUCCGCGCCCUACGUCAAACCGGCACCGGCGUAUGGUCCGCAAACGUCCAGCUACCCGUCGUACGGUCCACCGGCGGCCAGUUACAGCGAACAGCCCGCGCCCGUCGUCAAACCGGCACCGUCAUAUGGCUCGGUCACUUACGUUGGAUACAACGAACAGCCCGCACCCGUCGUUAUCAAACCAGCACCGUCAUACGGUCCACCAGCCAGUUACAGCGGGUACAGCGAACAGCCCGCGCCCGUCGUCAAACCGGCACCGUCAUACGGCUCGGUCACUUACGUCGGAUACAGCGAACAGCCCGCACCCGUCGUCAUCAAACCAGCACCGUCGUACGGUCCACCGCCUACCAGUUACAGCGGAUACAACGAACAGCCCGCGCCCGUCGUCAAACCGACGCCGGCUCCGCCUGCAUGUCCACCUGGCAGCCAGCCGGCAGCACAAGUCGACUUCUCCAACUAUGCCGUACACGGUGGACACGGUUACGGAAAAUAA